AAACGAAACCCAAUCACCUUAACGGCGCUCCUUCUUUUCAUGUCCUCCGUCUACUCCGCUCCGUUUCCGUCAACUUGACGCCGUCCAUGGCCUCUUGUGGCGAUGACUUUUCCCUCCUCGACGACCACCAAAACCCUAACCCCGCCCAACCCCCAACCGCCUCCGCCACCCAAACCCCACCCCCACCCUACCAGAUCAACCCGUACGACCACGACUCCGAUCCAUUCGAUUCCGAGCCCGAUCCGAAUCCGAUUUCCGGAAAGCGCCUCAUCGAUCGGGAUGAAAUCCACAGCGGAACGCCGAAGAGGUCGAGAUUGCCUUCGUCGGGAGGGAGCGGGGACUACAGGAAGGAUCGGGAGGAGUGGAGUGAUACGGCGAUCGGAUGUUUGCUCGAGGCGUAUAGCGAGAAGUUUGUGCAGUUGAAUCGGGGGAAUUUGCGAGGAAGGGAUUGGGAGGAGGUGGCGGCGAUGGUGAGCGAGAGGUGCGAGAAUCAGACGAAGAGCGUCGAGCAGUGUAAGAACAAGGUUGAUAAUUUGAAGAAGCGGUAUAAAUUGGAGAGGCAUCGGUUGAGCAGCGGCGGCGUUGCUGCGAGUCAUUGGCCGUGGUUCAAGCAGAUGGAGCAGAUCGUCGGCAAUUCUCUUGCCGCUAAAGCUGCUGCGGAGGAGGAGAAGUCGUCCGUCGGCGUUGGUGCGUCCUAUUCCGCUAGACAAUCCAAAAGGCUAGGAACAUCGAUCAACAGUACCAGUGUUCAAAUUAACAACGCCAAAUUGAAGCCAUCGAACAAUCUCAGACGACGAAGAGUGGUGUUCAAAAUUAGCGGUGCUGCUCUAGCUGGAAGUGCUGCUGCCCCAAACAAUGUAGAUCCAAAGGUGGCAAUGUUGAUUGCAAAAGAAGUUUCAUUAGCUUGCUUUGCUGGAGUUGAGGUGGCUAUAGUUGUCGGUGGUAGAAACUUCUUCUGUGGAGAUACAUGGGUCACCUCAACUGGAUUUGAUAGGUGCACUGCAUAUCAAAUCGGAAUGAUGGCGACGAUGAUGAACUCCAUACUGCUUCAAUCCACACUAGAGAAAGCAGGCGUGCAGGCACGUCUGCAGAGUGCAUUCUCCAUGCCUGAGGUUGCUGAGCCUUACAGCCGUCAACGAGCGAUCCGGCAUCUUGAAAAGGGAAGGGUUGUAAUAUUCGGUGGCAUUGUAGCAGGCACCGGGAAUCCACUCUUCUCCACAGAUACAGCUGCAGCAUUUAGAGCAUCCGAGAUUCAUGCUGAUGCUGUCCUGAAAGGUACAAAUGUGGACGGCGUCUACAUUUGCGACUCUAGAAAUAACAGCGUUACGGCAGAGCACAUUUCUUUCCGGGAAUUGGCUUCCUGGGGCACGUCCCCUAUGGAUAAGAUGGCCGUGACAUUCUGCGAGGAGAAUGGAAUUCCAGUUGGCAUAUUUAAUCUUCACGAGCCGGGAAACAUCUCGAGGGCGCUGUGUGGACAACGAGUUGGAACGCUUAUCGAUCAAACAGGCCCUGUAAGUUGAUUGUGUGUGCAUUUUUAAUUAAAUUACGGUUUUUCCGUAUGUUGUGUGAUUGUUCCUUAGGUCACUAAAUAGAUACAUAGAUUUGUUUGUACAAUAUAUAUAUAUACAUACAUACAUAUGCAUAUACAAAGCUCCUAAUGCAGUGCCUAAUGUGAUUGUUGUC
Messenger RNA from Andrographis paniculata, 1683 nucleotides. RefSeq lists its product as uncharacterized. The record is from RefSeq and is a predicted model, not a curated record. Gene Ontology annotation, biological process: UDP biosynthetic process. Gene Ontology annotation, molecular function: UMP kinase activity. The coding region runs from base 87 to 1520 and encodes 477 amino acids. NCBI's taxonomy places the organism in Eukaryota, Viridiplantae, Streptophyta, Magnoliopsida, Lamiales, Acanthaceae. The transcript has 7 exons. Gene Ontology annotation, cellular component: cytoplasm.